AUGGCUGGGAAAUUUGUAGUUGGUUUCGCAAUUUUUGCCGUUGUAUUUCUGCAAUUGGCAGCAGCUGCCGAUUGGUAUACGGGCAGUGAUGGACGUAAUUAUUUAAUUGAAGGAUCGGCCAGUUACACAUGGUUCCAGGCCAUGGAUCAAUGUUCACGACGUGGCUUGCAAUUGGUGAUGAUCGAUAAUGAAGUGAAAAAUAAUGCCAUAAUUGAUUUAAUUAAAAUUCAUUUUGGAAAAUCUCGAGACUUGUGGAUCGGCCACCACGACGAAUUCAACUCCAAGAAAGAUAAAACUCGUACAUGGUACUCCGUAGCCACUGGCUCACCCAUUGCCUACAGCAAUUGGAAUAAAGGUGAACCCAACAAUUACAAAGGCAACGAGCACUGUACCGAAAUAAGUGUUAAAGCCGAUUUCAAAUGGAACGAUGAAAAAUGUGAUGAAAACUAUUAUGGAUUUAUUUGUGAGGAACACUACAAGACCACCCAGUGCCAUAAUGAUGUACAAACCAAACGUUAUGCGGCCAAUGAAAAGAAUUCCAAAUUAGCUGCCGAUUUUAGUGAAACUCAACAGAAUAUUCAAACGCAAUUAAUCGAAUCGAGAAAUGACACCGAUCAGCAAUUCGUUAAUUGGGAAAAAUCAUCUGAUGAAGUAUUUGAAAAUUUCAAAAAAUCCCUCGAUGAUUAUUUGAAAAAGAAACCCUAUUUAAUGGCCGUGGUGGCGGAUAUUGGUGAUGACAUUAAUGCAUUGGCUAUGGAGGCAAAGAAUGAAAUCGCAAAACUCACCCAGGAGACCCAACAGUCGAUUGUAACGUCCCAGCUAAAUGGAGAACAAUUGGUUAACAAUGAGACCUCGGCAUUUGCGGAGAAAAUUAAAAUCCACAAUAACGAAGUUGACAGUUUGAUGAGCUAUUAA
Molecule: messenger RNA, 915 nt
Organism: Musca vetustissima
Lineage: Eukaryota; Metazoa; Arthropoda; Insecta; Diptera; Muscidae
Product: lectin subunit alpha-like
Exons: 3
Coding region: 1-915 (304 amino acids)
Source: RefSeq, a predicted model, not a curated record